This is a messenger RNA of Protopterus annectens (West African lungfish), 2096 nucleotides long. Its product is annotated as protein FAM71B-like. Bases 385 to 1335 code for a protein of 316 amino acids. Lineage: Eukaryota; Metazoa; Chordata; Ceratodontiformes; Protopteridae. The transcript has 8 exons. Gene Ontology annotation, cellular component: nucleus. The record is from RefSeq and is a predicted model, not a curated record.
GGGCGCCCGCAGGCAGGUGCAAGGGGGAUUUUCUUAGCGCUAUAUACGCUACACACUUUUUUUUCCCACUUACUUUGUUUUUUCCCGCAUUUUCCCCGUAGCCUGCAUUGUUAUUUUUCAGAAGUAGAGAACUGUUGGAGAUGGCGUGGCAGGCAGUCACAUGACUGACGCGAGUCUGACAUCAUGACAGCUCUACAAGCCUCAAACUCCCAAGUAAUCGCGUUAUUCGCGUUCGCGUAGCUCGUUGCAACUUCAUGGAAGAAGACUGCGGUGGACAUCGGUGGAAAAGUCAAUAUUUGACGAUUUCAUGCUCAGGACGGAGCAAUUGCAAACCAUCGUGUUUCGUGUGGUGAGUGGUGGAAGGACUGGACUGGUGGUGGUAAAAUGGAAUCUUCAUUCUGUUCAUUUUUGAAAGACAAAAUUGGUUGGACACAAGAGACAUGCAAAGGAGAACUAAGCAUCUUCUUGAAGAAUGAAGGUUUGGAAGCAUUCCAAAAUUGCACUAUCUUUGAGAGCAACUUUGAACAGGUAACAAAGAAGGGAUAUGUGGCACAUGCGCUCAGAAAAGUUACUAAGGUGACCCUCGGCAUUUUAGCAUCAAACCCUAAUGUUACUCUGCCUGAAUUUCUCAUAAUGGCACAACCUAUUAGCGAAAACAAGAAUAAAAACAUACAACCUGAAAAUACUACAAAGAAAAUAGCUACUCCAAUACCAAAAGAAAAGCUUGAACUGACUAGGCUUUUACCCUUGCGACUUAUAAAACUCUCAGUUCUAAGUAGAAAGAAUUACUGCUUAAGGCUGAGAAUUGCAUUUGGGGGCAGAUUUUACCUGAAACUCUCCAUCCCUGAUGUUGAUAAGAACAAGGUUUUUGCCAUGUGGGUGAAGUUAAUUAAAGAGCUGCGUCAUUUUGAUCUGGCCAACUGGACAGUCUCAGAUUCUGAUACUUCAUCAGAUGACAGUAUUGUUUCACAGGACAAGACUGUUAUCCAGAAAGUGGAAGAAAACGUAGCCAAGCAGGAAGUAGUACACAGGGAAAAGAAUGAGACACUUGACAUUACAAACGCUCCUCUUGAAGUUAAACAUGCUCCUCCUCCUCCUCAGAAUGGUGCUAGCACUUCACAUCAGGCUAAAGCCGUAACAGAUGCUCCAGCUAAAAAGGUUCCAGCAGACAAUCUGCAAGCCCAGACAAAGCAGGAUAACGGAAGUCCUGAAGACAUGGCUGAUAAAAGCUCUUCUGAUGAAGCCCCGGAAGGGAGAAAACCAAAGAAAAGUAAAAGCAAAAAAGGAAAACUAUGGAAAUGUUUCACUGUGAUUUGUUGCAUUAAAAGAGAAUGAUCUAAGAAAGGGCACUACAAUAUGCAAGGAUUCCAAAAGUUGGCUUCUGGAAGAUUUACAUAGUUCCAAUCUGAUGAUGCAGUAUUCUGGAUAAAACUCAGUAUGUGGGGCAGAAGAAAAUGACUAGCAGAAAACGAUACACCUACUGUUUAUCAAGAGCAAAUUUAUCAAAUAGCUUUCUUUGAUGCCUUUUCUGUUGGUAUUCUUUUGUGUUGCUUUACACUAUAGUCAAGUUUUAUUUCUUUAACUAUAACACUUAAUUAGUGUCUAUUACAUAACCAUGAAGUUAGCAUGUAUAAGUUUCCCUUAGUUUUGCAUUUAUUCAAAACUGUACUUUACUGUUAUGAUGGUAUCCAAGUUUAUUAAGGAGGUAGUUUAGAGUUUUUACUUUCUGUGUAUUAGUUUAAGAGGAAGUGGCAAUAUCAAAACAGAUUUAAUAUGUGAAUAAUAAUAAUGCAUGUUUCACUACACUUUCAUUUUUCCACUGUUGAUAUUUAUAUUUAACUGUAUAAGAAUGCAUGCAUUUCAGUACCUGUUACAUGCUGAAUGCUACUGUAUUCGGCUGGACUUACUUAGACUCUUCUUUAUAUAACUGUAUAUAAUUUAUGUGUAAUUCCAUAUAGUCGGUGGUCACUAAAAUGGUAUUAUGCCUCCUUGUAUUGUCCUACUUAUUCUUUCCUGGACUGAAGCUGGUCAUUUCUGAUCCACACUAUAUUCCUUUUAAGACAUUCAAAUAAAUAAAAGUGUAAUUAUAUUUUAAA